UCCAUUCGUUUUACUAAAAAGUACAUAAAAAAAGUUCAAACUUCGAUUCUCCAAAAUUUCCUUUCCUCUCACACCAUGACGCCACUGUUCCUCCAAAGCCUCUAGUACCUCCAUUCCAUAACCGCUUCUCUCUCUCUCUCUCUCUCCCCUAAGCAAUACCGUAACGCAGACAUGGUUCUUGGAGCCAACGUUUGGAUUGAUGGAGUAGGAGUUGCUGCUGCUGCUGCUGCAGUGGAAGAAGAAGAGGAAGACGCCGUUUCUUCAUGGACCAGACACCAUAACAACGAUAACGAGGUUCAGCCUAAAGAAGAGGAUUUGGGUAUCAAUGCAUCUCUUUCUACUUUCAAAUCUAUGCUUGAUACCGACUGGUAUGAUAUCAACCCAUCUCCUCACCAUGACCUCCAUGCUCUCCAAAAUCACCAUGAAAUCAGAGACCUUGGUUUUUGUGCUAACCCCACACCUGAAAAUCUUCUCUUACAGCCUAUGGACUCUUCCUCUUCUUGCUCUCCCUCGCAGGCCUUUACUCUAGACCCAGCACAGGCACACCAGCCUUUUUUUCCCCCCAAAUCCUGCUUCUCUUCCCUUCUCAAUGUCACCAACGCUUUUGACAAUGGCUUCGAUUUGGGUUGCGAAAAUGCUUUUCUCGGCCAAUACCAGCCGAAUCAGGCUUCAAAUUUGAUGGGUUUUAGUGGGCCCGAGUUCCAAGCUUCCCAGUUGCUUCCGGUGUCCGAUAAUGCUGCCGCAAUCGGAGGUGCUGGGUUUAGUAAUGUAGGACUUGAGGGUUUUGAUGGUUCUACUGUGAAUGCUCUGUUUUUAAGCAGGGCUAAGGUUUUGAGGCCACUUGAGGUUUUGCCUCCAGUGGGUUCACCGCCAACUCUAUUUCAGAAGCGAGCCUUGUUAAGGCAAAGUGGGGAUAAGUUGGGGAAUUUGGAGAUAUCAGGGCUGAGAUAUGGAGGAGAAAUUGGGGGGAAUUGGGGAGAAAUGGAAAGGAAAAGAAAGAAGAGUGAAGAAGGUGAAAUUGAGGAAGCGAGCUUCGAUGUUUCGGGUUUGAAUUAUGAUUCUGAUGAGCACAAUGGAGAUGGUAAGAUUGAAGAGAGUGUGAAGAAUAACGGUGGAAGCAAUUCGAAUGCCAAUAGCACCGUCACUGUUGGAGGUGGUGGUGAUCAAAAGGGGAAGAAGAAGGGGAUGCCGGCAAAGAAUUUGAUGGCUGAGAGAAGGAGAAGGAAGAGGCUUAAUGAUAGACUCUACAUGCUUAGAUCUGUUGUCCCCAAGAUUAGCAAGAUGGAUAGAGCUUCAAUACUUGGGGAUGCCAUUGAUUAUUUAAAGGAGCUUCUGCAAAGGAUCAAUGAUCUUCAUAAUGAAUUGGAGUCAACCCCACCUGGUCCUUUGUUGCCUCAAUCUACAAGUAUUCAUCCGGUGACUCCGACACCUCCCGCCAUACCUUCCCGCGUGAAGGAAGAACUAUGCCCUAGCUCGUUGUCAAGCCCUAAAAACCAAGCUACAAGGGUGGAAGUUAGGGUAAGGGAAGGAAGGGCAGUCAACAUCCACAUGUUUUGUGCUCGCAGACCAGGUUUAUUGCUCUCCACUAUGAGGGCUCUGGACAACCUUGGGUUGGAUAUUCAGCAGGCUGUCAUCAGUUGUUUCAAUGGGUUUGCACUCGAUGUGUUUCGAGCUGAGCAAUGCAGGGAAGGUCAGGAUGUCUUACCAGAGCAAAUCAAAGCAGUACUUCUUGAUUCAGCUGGCUUUCAUGGAAUGAUGUGACCCGCAGUUUGUAUACAUGCAAAUCAUAUCUACAAACUGAGGCACUAACUUUAGUUCUCUGGCUGAAGUAGUCUGUAAAUGGAGUUCACUGCUCAAUUUACAUUGAUAAAAGAGUGUGUAACAUGACACCACUGUCAUCAUACACCUGGUGAUUAUUGUAGGUUGGACAAUCAACAUUAGCAGACAUGCUUCAAAAGCAACAGGAUAGUUAUGGUGUUGUCUUCAGUAAUUUUUGCUUUAGAAUAAAACAUCCUUUCAAGUUUUUUUCUUUUCUGGAGUAAUGCUUCCUGUUUUUAAGUUAAAUAAUAUUGUUCAGUUUUUGAUUGCUUGGA
This is a messenger RNA of Hevea brasiliensis (rubber tree), 2093 nucleotides long. RefSeq names its product transcription factor ICE1. Gene Ontology annotation, molecular function: protein dimerization activity; DNA-binding transcription factor activity; sequence-specific DNA binding. Gene Ontology annotation, biological process: regulation of DNA-templated transcription. The coding region runs from base 172 to 1761 and encodes 529 amino acids. Gene Ontology annotation, cellular component: nucleus. The record is from RefSeq and is a predicted model, not a curated record. The transcript is spliced from 4 exons. NCBI's taxonomy places the organism in Eukaryota, Viridiplantae, Streptophyta, Magnoliopsida, Malpighiales, Euphorbiaceae.